AUGGUACAGCCUUUGUUUGCAUCUAAUCCAUAUUCAUCGCCAUUUUUGUUAGCUGCCUAUAGGCUCACCAAUAAGUUUAAAGCAGUUGAUGUUCUUCAUCGAUGGUUAUGGAUAUUUGAAAAAUCUCGAGAAUCGAAUGUUCGUAUUGUUGCAUAUUCCACCGAUUGUGAUGCUCGAUACCUUCUUUCUAUGAGACUUGCAACAGGAUUUUUUGCAAAAUAUAAUAAUAUUGCAAUAUGUGAUCGUGUUGAUGCGCUUGAAAUCAAUUUACCACAAGAGUGGAAAGCUUGGUUUUUCAUGCCGAUUCGGCAAAUCUUUUUCUGUUUUCAAGAUCCAGUACAUCUGUGUACGAAACUUCGUAAUCGUAUGCUUUCUGAUACAUCCUUUCUAUUGAUUGGAAAAGAAGAAGUUUCAAUUGAAGUACUAAUGGAAUUGAUUGAAAAUAAAUCAAAAAUUGCUCAUGAUCUUGUUAAGACGGAUAUCAAUCUGAAUGAUCGACAGAAUUUCACAUCUUGUCUCAAUCUCUCAGAUGAUGAUGUACUUGUAACGUUAGAAGAUAUUGAAGGUUCUCAAGCUACACGAAUUUAUUUGCGUCUUUUACGUAAUAUCGCGUUAGCGUAUGUAGAGCAUAAUACAUCGACUAUUGAUCAUAUCUAUCAUAGUUGGUUUGGAGUAUUUUGUGACGUACAUGGCAAACUUGGUUACAUGUAG
Rotaria sp. Silwood2 is the source of this 711-nucleotide messenger RNA. Lineage: Eukaryota; Metazoa; Rotifera; Eurotatoria; Philodinida; Philodinidae. The record is from the annotation of a GenBank genome assembly.